GGAGGAUUUUACAGCCUAUGACUACGACAUGACGACACUCGAGACAGAUACAAACACCGAUGAUGGUGACAGUGUCUUUAGGUCAAGUGGAACGUGGUCCUGGUACCCAAUGUCGUGGCCGUGGACUUCGAUUCUGCGACUGAAUUCCGCCAUCAUCGGCAUCGUCGGGAAUGCCAUCGUCAUCAUCGUCGUUUUCAACCGUCGAGUCUCUAAAAACUCCACCGAUAUCCUGAUCGGGUCCCUUGCUGUGGCUGAUCUGUUAUCUUCUAUAGCCAUCAUUCCUGUCCCUAGGAUCAAGUACGUCCCAUCGACAUGGCUUGGUGAGGUCUACUGUCGAGUAGUCAACGGGCAGAUCUUCAUGUGGUUUUUCGUCAAUGCAUCCAUCUUCAUUUUAACCGCCAUUUCUGUAGAGAGAUAUGUGGCGGUUAUUUAUCCAUUCACAUUUCGACGUAUCUUCUCAAUGCGUCGUACGACAGUCUAUAUCAUUCUCAUUUGGACGGCCUGCGUCAUCAACCACGCCACCUACUACUAUUUCUUCAUCAAGGUACACCAUGCUACUCACACCUGUCAGGUGCCAACAGACCCACCGUCUUAUCGGCUUCUUGGUGGAUUGUCACAGGUCACAUUACAUUUCAUCUGUCCUCUAUUCGUCAUGGUUAUCACCCAAGCAAUGAUCAUCAUCACCUUGCAUCGCCAAGCGAAGCGCUUCAAGUUCAUGAACGGCUCCAAAGAAAGGACAACCCAUGCCGUGAAGUCACACGAUGCUAAAUGGAGAGUCAUCAAAAUGUUUCUCAUGGUAGUCCUCACUUUCAUUGUAUGUUGGUCUCCUAGUCAAAUAUCAUUCCUCCUUUACAGCACACAGAUCAUCGGUCCUAGGUUCCUCUAUAGUCCUCUGGAUCGUAUCUUUACAGUCAUGGGGUUCUACAAUUCAUGCGCUAACCCUAUUAUCUAUACCAUCAGCAAUGCCAAAUUCAGACUUGCCGUCAAGAAUGUGUUGACGCGAAAAGGAAGCGAUAAUAUAUCUGUUUUUGGAAUCAAACCAGAAACAGAUCACCCUGAUACUUGA
Strongylocentrotus purpuratus (purple sea urchin) is the source of this 1066-nucleotide messenger RNA. RefSeq names its product allatostatin-A receptor-like. Bases 29 to 1066 code for a protein of 345 amino acids. Gene Ontology annotation, cellular component: membrane. Gene Ontology annotation, molecular function: G protein-coupled receptor activity. Gene Ontology annotation, biological process: G protein-coupled receptor signaling pathway. The transcript has a single exon. NCBI's taxonomy places the organism in Eukaryota, Metazoa, Echinodermata, Echinoidea, Camarodonta, Strongylocentrotidae. The record is from RefSeq and is a predicted model, not a curated record.